Messenger RNA from Callorhinus ursinus (northern fur seal), 1870 nucleotides. The record is from RefSeq and is a predicted model, not a curated record. NCBI's taxonomy places the organism in Eukaryota, Metazoa, Chordata, Mammalia, Carnivora, Otariidae.
UCCCUCCUCCUCCAGCCAGCCAGCCAGCCAGCCAGACGCAGCGCCCCGCCGCACGGAGCCGGAGGAGAGCACCGAGGAGCGCGCGAGGCGCGGCCUCCCGCUGUCUCCCCCCCCCACCGCGCGGCGCCUCCUCCAGGCCCCAGCACACCGUGCCAACCCCGUGGCCGCCGCUGCCCUGCCGGGACCGAGAUUUUAUCCUGAUGGCUGACUCUAAACCACUCUUCUCCCUUGAUGGGGACCCCAUGGCUGCAGAAGCCUUGCUCCGGGAUGUGUUUGGGAUUGUUGUGGAUGAGGUCAUUCGGAAAGGGACCAGUGCCUCUGAGAAGGUCUGCGAGUGGAAGGAGCCUGAGGAGCUGAAGCAGCUGCUGGACCUGGAGCUGCGCAGCCAGGGCGAGGCGUCGGAGCAGAUCCUGGCGCGGUGCCGGGAGGUGAUCCGCUAUAGUGUGAAGACCUGUCACCCGCACUUCUUCAACCAGCUCUUCUCAGGGUUGGAUCCCCAUGCUCUGGCGGGGCGCAUCGUCACUGAGAGCCUCAACACCAGCCAGUACACUUAUGAAAUCGCCCCCGUGUUUGUGCUCAUGGAAGAAGAGGUGUUGAAGAAACUCCGGGCCCUUGUGGGCUGGAGCUCUGGGGAUGGGGUCUUCUGCCCUGGUGGCUCCAUCUCCAACAUGUAUGCUGUGAACCUGGCCCGCUAUCAGCGCUACCCGGAUUGCAAGCAGAGGGGCCUCCGGGCGCUGCCGCCCCUGGCACUCUUCACAUCAAAGGAGUGUCAUUACUCCAUCAAGAAGGGAGCUGCUUUUCUGGGACUUGGCACCAACAGUGUCCGAGUAGUCAAGACAGAUGAGAGAGGGAAAAUGGUUCCUGAGGAUCUGGAGAGGCAGAUCAGUCUGGCCGAGGCUGAGGGUGCUGUGCCGUUCCUGGUUAGCGCCACCUCUGGCACUACCGUGCUGGGGGCCUUUGACCCCCUGGAGGCAAUUGCUGACGUGUGCCAGCGUCACGGGCUGUGGCUCCAUGUGGAUGCUGCCUGGGGUGGGAGCGUCCUGUUGUCACAGACACAUAGACAUCUACUGGAUGGGAUCCAGAGGGCCGCCUCGGUGGCCUGGAAUCCUCACAAGCUUCUGACAGCAGGCCUGCAGUGCUCAGCUCUUCUUCUCCGGGAUACCUCGAACCUGCUUAGGCGCUGCCACGGGUCCCAGGCCAGCUACCUCUUCCAGCAAGACAAGUUCUAUGACGUGGCUCUGGACACGGGAGAUAAGGUGGUGCAAUGUGGCCGCCGCGUGGACUGUCUGAAGCUGUGGCUCAUGUGGAAGGCACAGGGCGGGCAAGGGCUGGAGCGGCGCGUCGACCAGGCCUUUGCCCUUGCCUGGUACCUGGUGGAGGAAUUGAAGAAGCGAGAAGGAUUUGAGUUGGUCAUGGAGCCGGAGUUUGUCAAUGUGUGUUUCUGGUUCGUGCCCCCCAGCCUGCGGGGGAAGCAGGAGAGCCCGGACUACAGUGAAAGGCUGGCUAAGGUGGCCCCAGUACUCAAGGAGCGCAUGGUGAAGGAGGGCUCCAUGAUGAUAGGCUACCAGCCCCAUGGGACCCGGGGCAACUUUUUCCGCAUGGUUGUGGCCAACCCAGCGCUGACCCAGGCUGAUAUGGACUUCCUUCUCAACGAGCUGGAAAGGCUUGGCCAGGACCUCUGAGCCUCCUCUUCCUCCUCCUUGCUGCUGGCCCUGACACCCCCCACCCCCACUGUCUCUGUGCAUUCCCUUCCUGUGUUUUCAAGAACAGAGUGACCUUAACAACCUUUCUAUGCCUUCAUCCACUAACUCUCUAAUUAAUUAUUUGCUAUUAGGAGAAUAUUUAAAUAAACUACAGUAUAUCCAGAUGA